GAAGAGGUUGAGAGAGAAAUUUCCUUUGUAUAUUAUAUAGUAGAAGCUACUGAAAGAACUCAUCUGAAGAAGGUGGAUACUGAGAAAUUGCAGAAAUGAUCUCUCAGUUUUUUGUGUUAUCGCAGAGAGGCGAUAACAUCGUCUUCCGUGAUUAUCGUGGUGAUAUACCUAAAGGGAGUGCAGAAAUAUUCUUCCGUAAAGUUAAGUUUUGGAAUGCAGAUGGCGAAGAGGAGGCGCCCCCUGUCUUUAAUGUUGAUGGAGUGAACUACUUCCAUGUGAAAGUUGCGGGGCUGUUGUUCGUUGCAACCACAAGAGCCAAUAUCCCACCUUCUCUUGUUUUCGAACUAUUACAAAGGAUUGCCCGUGUUACCAAAGACUACCUUGGAAUUCUAAAUGAAGAUUCACUGCGGAAGAAUUUUAUACUUGUUUAUGAGUUGCUUGAUGAAGUUAUAGACUUUGGUUAUGUACAAACAACAUCAACAGAGGUAUUGAAGUCCUUUGUGUUUAACGAACCCCUUCUCAUUGAUGCUGCACGAUUACCUAAUCUGGGCCCUGCUUCCAUCUUUAUGCAAGGGAACAAAAGAAUGCCAGGUACAGCUAUCACCAAAUCAGUUGUAGCUAAUGAACCUGGUGGCAAGAAGAGGGAGGAGAUAUUUGUGGAUAUAAUUGAGAAAAUAAGUCUGACAUUCAGCUCAAGCGGAUAUAUAUUGACUUCGGAGAUUGAUGGCACUAUUCAAAUGAAGAGUUAUCUUACUGGCAAUCCAGAGAUUCGUCUAGCGCUUAAUGAGGACCUGAGCAUUGGAACAGGGUCGAGAUCAAUAUAUGAUUACAGUGGGUCUUCUGGAUCAGGAGCAGUUAUUUUAGAUGAUUGUAAUUUCCAUGAAUCUGUACAUCUUGAUAAUUUUGAAGUGGAUAGAACUCUCUCUCUGGUGCCUCCUGAUGGUGAGUUCCCUGUCAUGAACUACCGAAUGACACAGGAAUUUAAGCCACCUUUUCGCAUUAAUGCUUUAAUUGAAGAAGCUGGACAACUGAAGGCUGAAGUGAUUCUGAAAGUACGUGCUGAAUUUUCUUCGAGCAUUACUGCAAACACAAUUCAAGUACAAAUGCCACUGCCAAAGUAUACUUCCAGGGUUCAUUUUGAAUUGGAACCUGGUGCAGUUGGACAAACAACAGACUUUAAAGAGUCCAAUAAAAGACUAGAAUGGAGUCUGAAUAAAGUUGUCGGUGGGUCUGAAAACACACUUCGGGCAAAGCUGACAUUUUCCCAGGAAUCGCAUGGAAAUCUUACCAAGGAAGCUGGUCCGGUUAAUAUGACAUUUACCAUACCAAUGUAUAAUGCCUCGAGACUUCAGGUGAAGUAUUUGCAGAUAGCUAAUAAAUCGAAGGCGGCGUAUAAUCCUUACAGAUGGGUGAGAUAUGUCACUCAGUCUAACUCAUAUGUCGCCCGAUUAUAAGGUACUUGCUAUUUUACAACUUUGCGUUUUUUAAUUUUAUUUUUAAAUAACGCCGAAAUGUUGAGUUUUGUUUUCUUUAUUAUAUGUAUACUUGCCCUUGAGCCCAAACUCAGUUUUUUUUUUCUCUGUAAUAAGAAAUUGAAAUUGAAGGAACCAUUGUUGUAACUUGUAACUUUAUUCAACUUGUUUGAUUUU
Molecule: messenger RNA, 1649 nt
Organism: Impatiens glandulifera
Lineage: Eukaryota; Viridiplantae; Streptophyta; Magnoliopsida; Ericales; Balsaminaceae
Product: AP-4 complex subunit mu-like
Exons: 13
Coding region: 96-1454 (452 amino acids)
Biological process (GO): protein targeting; Golgi to lysosome transport
Cellular component (GO): clathrin adaptor complex; cytoplasmic vesicle; trans-Golgi network
Source: RefSeq, a predicted model, not a curated record